GCAGCGUGAGGGCAAGUGGGAUGCUGAGCCCAAAGAUGCGCUAAAACAUCCACACGAUUGGAUAUUUCUCACAUCUUUCCAUCCUGUCCUGGAGAUUUAACCUUGUUCAUUCUUCGACUUUGCCCCCCCGCCCCCACUCCUGCUUUCAUCCUCCCACCUGGAUUUGAAGGCUGUGGGUUGGCCACAUUUAUGGGUUACUGAGAGGACGCGGGACAAGGGACUCACGAUGGCCGUGGCUUUGGACGCAGUGUGGGUGAGGGUAAAGAAUGUGUGCAAACAGAACGGCCUUCUCAUCAUGUCCGUGCUGGCUGUGAUAAUUGGGUGUCUUUUGGGAUUCUUCCUGAGGACACGGCGCCUCACAGAGCAGGAGGUGAAGUACUUCCAGUUUCCUGGCGAGCUGCUGAUGAGGAUGCUGAAGAUGCUGAUUCUCCCGCUCGUCGUGUCAAGUUUAAUGUCUGGACUGGCAGCUCUCGAUGCCAAGUGUUCCAGUCGGCUCGGUCUGAUCACUGUGUCCUACUACCUGUGGACCACCUUUGUGGCUGUGGUAGUGGGGAUCAUUAUGGUCUCCAUCAUCCACCCGGGAGGUGCAGCCCAGAAGGAGGACUCCGAAGACAGCAACAAGGCCAUUAUGAGUUCAGCCGAUGCUCUGCUGGACCUGAUACGCAACAUGUUCCCAUCAAAUCUGGUGCAGGCCACAUUUCAACAAUAUCGAACAAGCAGUGAGUACAUUGUGAAGGCCAAGCCGACGGUGAGCCAGGCCCAAUCAGAGUCCACCACGCGUCGAACGCUCAUCUAUGGCAUCCAGGACGACAAUGGCACCGACAUCCAGAACUUUGCUCUGGACCUGACGCCACCUCCUGAUGUGCUCGUGCGCACCCGUGAAGGAACAAGCGAUGGAAUGAACGUCCUUGGAAUCGUUAUUUUUUCAGCCACCAUGGGUAUUAUGUUGGGAAGGAUGGGGCCAAAUGGCAGCGCCUUGGUGAACUUCUGCCAGAGCCUGAAUGAGGCUGUCCUCAGAAUUGUCGCCAUUGUUAUAUGGUACUUUCCGUUCGGGAUCGUUUUCCUGGUGGCCGGCAAGAUCCUGGAGAUGAGCGACCCCUCGGACAUGGGGAAGAAGCUGGGCUUCUAUGCCGUCACUGUGGUGUUCGGUCUGGUGCUGCACGGCUUGUUCAUCCUGCCCGCAAUGUAUUUCUUUAUCACCAAAAAGAGCCCCAUCGUUUACAUACGGGGAAUCCUGCAGGCUCUCCUCAUUGCCCUUGCAACCUCCUCAAGCUCUGCCACUUUGCCUAUAACCUUCAAGUGCCUCUUAGAGAACAACCACAUUGACCGACGCAUCAUCCGUUUUGUGCUCCCAGUGGGCGCCACCAUCAAUAUGGACGGCACCGCGCUCUAUGAGGCCGUGGCGGCAAUUUUCAUCGCACAAGUAAAUAAUUACGAGCUGGACUUUGGCCAGAUCAUCACCAUCAGCAUCACAGCCACUGCAGCUAGCAUCGGUGCAGCAGGGAUCCCACAGGCUGGACUGGUCACCAUGGUGAUAGUGCUAACAUCAGUUGGGUUGCCAACUGACGACAUCACCCUCAUCAUUGCGGUGGACUGGGCAUUAGACAGGUUCCGCACCAUGGUCAAUGUAAUGGGGGAUGCGUUGGCAACGGGCAUCAUGGCACACAUCUGUCGGAAAGAUUUCAUGAAAGAGGGAGAUGGGGUGCCACUGAUCUGCGAGACCAAGACGUCAGUGAGUACCCCACCUCUGAUGAACUGCCACAACAACAAUGGCAAUUACCAGCCUCCUUCCUCGGGGGUCAAACCAAAGGUCAUCCCCGCAGACGUGGCGCGGCUGAUGCAGCUGGAGGAGGGCGUUCGACCACUUUCAGAGCGGAAGAAGCCUCCGAUUCCCCCGAGGCACCUAAAGAAGAGCAAAGAGCACUGCGCGAUUGACAUGAACGGCCUUGAGACCAACGUAUAGCCUCCGUGUGGUGUUGGACGGUAUGUAGUAGUUGUCGUUAAUUGGAACGAAGGAUGUCUGCGCAGGACAGAGGAUAGCGACGGCGAGCUCGUCUCGAUCCCUCGGCGUAAAUCAGCGUUUCGUUGUCGAGACGGCCUGAAGGUUGUGGAAGGUGUUUGAAUGCAAAGCAGCUGAUUAGCAGCAGUGACUUGAGACUUGAGGAUGCUAAUUUGACAGUGGAAUUUAUGGCACCACAAGGACAUCAGAGUGAUUUUAUUCCCAAAACUCAGAGUGGAUUUACACAUGACCUCACACCAAUACUCCAGGACUGAGCAGCGGUGUGAGUACUUGUACUAAUUAAUGCAUUUUUAUUUGAUAUCUACAUUUUUUUAUGAUUUCAGUUUUUGGUCAGUGUACAACGAGUGUUUAAUAUAUUUUAUACUAUUGUACUGCAAGCAGCCAGUUGUUUAUUUUAGAGACAAGACUGAAUUGCAAGUGUCUGAUUUGAGCUGAGCGACCAGGAGGCAAAGUGAAAUGCCCUGUGUUUAAUUUUGCCUUAACAAAGCUGGUGGUGUUAGGCUAGCAGCGAUUACCAACGAUGCUCAGACAGAGUGCGAAGUAUAUUUUUCACCUAACUUCAUUUGCACACGAUGGAUUGCUUCUGUUUUCCCUUUAGCACUAGCUAGCUAACACUCCGCUUUGCUUUCCUUGACAAGACAUUUCAGACUUCACAUCAUUUUUAAUCAGACUAGCUGCUGAAGCCUAAAAGAAGCUUUGGCUUAACUUGAGAGAGCAGCUCCGAAAAUGGGAAUCAAGACUGGAUUUUUCUCUGCAAUCGUUGGUUCAGGUUGGUUUUCGCCAAACUGUUUUUUUUUUUUUUUUUUUUUUAAAAAAGAUUUGUCAGCUCAGAUUUUUGCCUGAAACAUCUUAACACCAACUGCAUGAAAGUUAUUCUAAUUCAGUACUGGAUGAAAUUGUCAGAUAACUUAAUCACCCAACUUGUGUCACCCCUGGCAAAUGUGCUACUAACCGACUACUGUACUAGUGUGUUUCCAUUGACUUCCAUUAAGCAUCUCCAAAUACACCUUUACAGUUUUGCCACUACAAAAGGGAAUGUGUCUGGAGGGACUAUAUAUAUCUAUAGUAGGUGAGUAUUAUAAUAGACUUGAACAAAUCUUGACCUUUAAAGGUGAACGUUUGAAUUUCUUUGCAGAGUCUUUCACUCUUGUCACAUAAAGGCCGCAAUAAACGCUGUCAAACACAGAUGGAUUUUUCAUUUGACUCACCGUGUUGUCAACUGUCAGAUUUCAGCGCACCUCUCAACACAUGACAUGCAUGUGACGCAAAACAUGUCGUGACAGGGGUUUUCUUUCAGCAGUGUCCAGCUUGUUUUGAGACAGAAACAUCACAAAACAAAAGAAAAUGCAGACUAGCUGCAUUGUGGAGACAGAUCAUAAAUUAGCUGUGACAAUGCGUUACGUUGGAGAACCUGCAUUAAACACUUAUGCACUGGUGUUAGGAAAUACACAGCCCCGCUUCAGCCUUUUCACAUAAUUGAUUGCUUUAUUGUUCAAUGAUUGUACACUGUGUGUGACAACGCUAUACUGGUACAUGUGAAUGUGACGCUGUACUCAUAGCAACAUAAUGAAUGUAACAGGACGAGUAUUUUCAAUGUCAUAUGAAAAUAUAGGCUUUCUCUUAGAUUGAAGUAGCAGCAGCAUAAAUCGAAGCUUCAAAUAUGUGACGCUGCCUUCUUCUAUAGGCACAUGGCCAAAGGAAAAAGAAAAAAAAUAAACAAUUAACUAAAUUAACAUAUAACCAUAGUGUAGCCAGUGUUUCUGUCAUUAAGACAACUCACUGGCUGCAUUUUGACGUAGCUUUUCAGUAACUUAGUGGUGAAAUAAUAAACUCAAAUCAGUCAAAAUACUGUUGACAAGUAAAAGACCAUUAUGAUUAACCAAUAGUUUUACUUAAUAAUCCAUCAGGUAAAACUACUGAACAUUUAGCGGCUAAAGUUAUAAUCCGUACAUGAUGCUGUUUAAGUUCUGGUGCAUCCACCCGAACUUAUACAUGCACUGACCACUGGGGGAAGUAAACAUGUUCUGAGUGAGGGAAUACUCCGA
Messenger RNA from Mugil cephalus (flathead mullet), 4065 nucleotides. RefSeq names its product solute carrier family 1 member 7b (gene slc1a7b). NCBI's taxonomy places the organism in Eukaryota, Metazoa, Chordata, Actinopteri, Mugiliformes, Mugilidae. The transcript is spliced from 11 exons. Bases 227 to 1963 code for a protein of 578 amino acids. Gene Ontology annotation, molecular function: neutral L-amino acid transmembrane transporter activity; L-glutamate transmembrane transporter activity; glutamate:sodium symporter activity. Gene Ontology annotation, biological process: L-glutamate transmembrane transport. The record is from RefSeq and is a predicted model, not a curated record. Gene Ontology annotation, cellular component: plasma membrane.